Molecule: messenger RNA, 1606 nt
Organism: Bradysia coprophila
Lineage: Eukaryota; Metazoa; Arthropoda; Insecta; Diptera; Sciaridae
Gene: ND-49
Product: NADH dehydrogenase (ubiquinone) 49 kDa subunit
Biological process (GO): mitochondrial electron transport, NADH to ubiquinone
Cellular component (GO): respiratory chain complex I
Molecular function (GO): quinone binding; NAD binding; oxidoreductase activity, acting on NAD(P)H
Source: RefSeq, a predicted model, not a curated record
GACAUGUCACUUUUCCGAUCAGCUGUGACAAUAUAAAUGUCGAAGGAUUUAUGUAAUUUUCAAUUUUUAUCAUUCGCAUUACCAAAAACACUCCGUGUCCUCUCGUCCAAGUAAAUCUGAAGUGAAAAAGUGAGUUAUCGGGUACAGAAUGGCAUUGUCGCUGCUGGCAAAGAAAGCCAACCUCGCAAAGUCGGCAAAGUCUUUGCUACAGAAUGCUGCGAUUUUGUAUAACGUCAAUCAAAAUCGUACCGCAGCCAAAUGGUAUCCCGAUGCGGAAUAUAUGAAGCAGUUCUCCGGUGUGGUUGCUUAUCCCACUGAAGAACAAGCACUGUGGAAGCAUCCUUCGUAUAAUUCCAUACGUUCACCCGUUGAGAAACAAGUGAAAAAUCUAACACUCAAUUUCGGACCACAACAUCCGGCUGCUCACGGUGUACUUCGUCUAGUGCUGGAGUUGGAUGGUGAAACUGUCAUGCGGUCCGAUCCACACAUUGGACUGUUGCAUCGAGGAACGGAAAAGCUGAUCGAAUACAAGACGUACACUCAAGCGUUGCCGUACUUCGAUCGACUGGACUACGUAUCGAUGAUGUGCAACGAGCAAUGCUAUUCGCUGGCCGUUGAGAAAUUGCUCAACAUUGAUAUUCCGUUGAGGGCCAAGUACAUUCGAGUUCUGUUCGCUGAAAUCACCAGAAUAUUGAAUCACAUCAUGGCUAUCGGUACUCAUGCUCUGGAUGUUGGAGCGUUGACACCGUUCUUUUGGUUGUUCGAGGAACGUGAGAAAAUGAUGGAGUUCUACGAACGGGUUUCGGGGGCACGUAUGCAUGCUGCAUACAUACGACCUGGCGGAGUGUCACAGGACAUGCCACUUGGUCUUAUGGACGAUAUUUACGAAUUCGCUUCGAAAUUUGCCGAACGACUCGAUGAAGUUGAGGAUCUAUUGACCACCAAUCGUAUUUGGGUGCAACGAACAGUCGAUGUGGGCAUUGUAUCGGCCGAAGAUGCUUUGAAUUACGGUUUCAGCGGAGUGAUGUUACGUGGAUCGGGAAUAAAAUGGGAUCUGCGAAAAUCGCAGCCGUACGACGCCUACCAUUUGAUGGAAUUCGACGUACCGAUUGGCACGAAUGGUGAUUGUUACGAUCGAUACCUUUGCCGUAUCGAAGAGAUGAGACAAUCGCUUAGAAUCAUCGACCAAUGUCUGAACCAAAUGCCACCGGGCGAAGUGAAAACCGACGAUGCAAAAAUAACAACACCUUCCCGAGCUGAAAUGAAAGACUCGAUGGAAGCUCUGAUUCAUCACUUCAAACUGUUCACUCAAGGUUAUCAAGUACCACCAGGGUCGACAUACACAGCUAUUGAAGCACCGAAAGGAGAAUUCGGUGUUUAUUUGGUAUCGGAUGGAUCUAGCCGACCAUACCGUUGCAAGAUUAAGGCACCUGGCUUUGCACAUUUGGCUGCACUGGACAAGGUUGGAAGGAAUCAUAUGUUGGCCGAUAUCGUAGCCAUCAUUGGAACAUUAGAUGUUGUAUUCGGAGAAAUCGAUCGAUAAGUAACUGUUGUACAGUUGAUGUUUCCAAUGAAACUAUAGGAAAUAGACCGCAUUGUUUAUCGA